AUGCGGCCUGAGACGGCUGCCCCCCCGUCCUCCCCGGGAAACGCUGCGCAGCGCGGUGGGCCUCAGCCAGAGGGCUGUGUGGUGAAAGUUGUGAAGAUGAGAAAAGACGUGAAGAAGGCCAGAGUCCUGGCUAUUCGCAGACUAACCAGACACAUCGGGAAAUUAAAGUUGAAAAAGGGUUCAGAAGACUUGAAAUUAAAGAACCAAAAACGAGUUGAGAGAUUAAUAGAAGAGAUCCAUGCGAUGAAGGAAGUAAAGCCAGAUGAAGUUACCAGACUUGCUCUUAGGACAGAAGUUAAUUUUGAAAGUGUCUGCAGAAAGCCAAAUUGUACUGCAACUGAGCGAGCCAUUGCAAGACUUGCAACACACCCCAUCUUGAAGCCGAGAUUUCUUGAACUUAAAGCUGCUGUAAAAGCUUUUAAGGAUGCAAGAAAGAACCCAGCCAAAAACACUCCUUCGAAAAAGGCAAAGUCAGAAGAACAGCCUAAAUCAGCGCAACGUUUUGAUAGCAAUUUGGAUGACCAAGCUCUUAAACCAGCUCAAAAACAGCAAGGAAGUGAACACAAAACAAAAAUGAGUAUGAAAAUAGAAACUGACAGGGUGGCUGAAGAACUUUGUGAGAAUGAAGUUAAGCAGAAAACUGUGGAAAUGGAGAGACCCUAUGCUCCAGAAGAAUCUUCAUUUCAGGCAGUAGAAAUGCAAGCAGUCACUCAGAAUAAAACAGGAAGGAAACUUGGCUACCAAAAAAAGAAAGAAAAUAUGAGCAUGAACAAAUUGAAUGCCAUUAAAAAAAAAAUUAAUGAUGAUAGUGACCAGGAACAUCCUAAUGAAGAGGAGUACUUUGAUGAUAGUACUGAAGAGAGGUUUUAUAACCAGUCAUCAGAUUCUGACAGUGACAGCAAUGAUGAUUUCUUCAUUGGCAAAGUAAAAAGAAAGAAAAAUGUAGCAGCAGUUACUGGUCUUUCUUUAGCAAUAGAAGAGGAUAGACUUCAGAAAAACAUAGUGAAGAAAGAAAAGAACACAGUGCCUGGGAAAGCGCAAGAUUUGAUCACAGAAGAAGGAAAGCCACAUGCAAAAGCAAGCAGGCUAGAAUCAGUGUUCUGCAGUUCCUUGUCUACCUCUAAUCAGAAAUCUCAACACAGAAAAAGAAAUGCUAAAGAGCAACCUUUCAAAAAUGGAAGAACAGCUCUUCUUAAAAAGGAACCACAGCUCAAGAAGCAACCAUUUGCAAAAGCUGCAGGUAUUAAAUGUGACAAUAAGAAAGCACGUUUGGAGCAGCCUCUUCAUCCAUCAUGGGAAGCAAGCAAGAGACGCCGGGAACAAAUGUCUCAAAUUGCAGCAUUCCAAGGAAAAAAGAUUAAAUUUGAUGACUAG
Messenger RNA from Charadrius vociferus (killdeer), 1374 nucleotides. RefSeq names its product serum response factor binding protein 1 (gene SRFBP1). NCBI's taxonomy places the organism in Eukaryota, Metazoa, Chordata, Aves, Charadriiformes, Charadriidae. The coding region runs from base 1 to 1374 and encodes 457 amino acids. Gene Ontology annotation, cellular component: nucleus; 90S preribosome. The record is from RefSeq and is a predicted model, not a curated record. The transcript is spliced from 8 exons. Gene Ontology annotation, biological process: maturation of SSU-rRNA.